AUGGUGCCCCAUCAUUGGUAUCAUGGGAGGAAUGGUGCCCCGUCAUUGGUCUCAGUGGGAGGAAUGGUGCCCCGUCAUUGGUAUCAGUGGGAGGAAUGGUGCCCCGUCAUUGGUAUCGGUGGGAGGAAUGGUGCCCCGUCAUUGGUAUCGGUGGGAGGAAUGGUGCCCCGUCAUUGGUAUCGGUGGGAGGAAUGGUGCCCCGUCAUUGGUAUCGGUGGGAGGAAUGGUGCCCCGUCAUUGGUAUCGGUGGGAGGAAUGGUGCCCCGUCAUUGGUAUCAGUGGGAGAAAUGGUGCCCCGUCAUUGGUAUCAGUGGGAGGAAUGGUGCCCCUUCAUUGGUAUCAGUGGGAGGAAUGGUGCCCCGUCAUUGGUAUCAGUGG
Molecule: messenger RNA, 378 nt
Organism: Staurois parvus
Lineage: Eukaryota; Metazoa; Chordata; Amphibia; Anura; Ranidae
Source: the annotation of a GenBank genome assembly